AUGCGGCCUCUCGGUAAAAAGGCCAAGAGCACGGCGCCUUCGUCGCCGGCGACGACUGGUAUAGACGUUGUGCCGGACGGCGUCCUCAAGCACAUCCUCGGCUUCCUGCCGUCGCCGGAGGCCGUGCGGAUGUGCGUGCUAGCCCGGCGCUGGCGCCACCUUCGGCGUCACGCCACGGGCCUGCGCGUCUCGUGCCUCGCCGGCGGCGAGGUGGGCCGCGCCGGCUCGCCGUCCCCGAAGCGGAUCCGGGACUUCGUGGACCGCAUCCUGCUCCUAAGAGGACACGCGCCCCUCGAGACGUUCGAGCUCAGGUUCUGGUGCCCAUCUUUGCAGUAUCUAGUGAUCGAGUCCUGCGAGAUGUGGGAUGCUGAUAAGGUCUCAUCAGAGUCCCUGAAACACUGGCGUAUGACAAGCUGCAUUUUCAGCAAAGACUCCAGCACUGUUAUUCAUGCCCGAAGUCUUGUUUCACUGAGGCUGGAUGGACAUUUGUACAGAGCUCCUGUUCUCGAGAUCAUGCCGUCGUUUCAAGAGGCAUUUGUUAGAGUCAUCCAUGAGAAUUUGGACUCUGGGUAUUCUGAUGAUUACUCUGGGGCUUGUGAUGAUGAGGACUGUUACUCUUGUUAUGGUGCUGUAGAUGGCAACUACAAGUGUGUGCUUCUGGAAGGUUUAUCGGAAGCUGAGAAUUUGGCACUGAUAUCUGAAUCCAAAGCGUCUAUUUAUGAAAGGGAUUUGAAACAGUGCCCUACAUUCAGCAGGCUGAAGACUUUGUUACUCAAUGACCGCUGGUGUGUGGCACCUGCCUUCCCUGCAUUGACUUGCAUUCUCAAGCAUUCACCUGUUCUUGAGAAGCUCACUCUUCAUCUUUUCUCCAAGGGACCUGGACAUAAAAUGGAAAUGAUAGGAAGGUACAAUCCAACUGAUAAAACAGCUGCGAUACCAGAACACCUAAAGGAAGUUCAAGUCGAAUGGAAGUGGUUGAUGAGAAAGUUCACAAAGUUCUCAAGUUUCUUUGUACAUUUAACAUAUUCAAUCGUGCCCUACGCCUAG
Molecule: messenger RNA, 1047 nt
Organism: Panicum hallii
Lineage: Eukaryota; Viridiplantae; Streptophyta; Magnoliopsida; Poales; Poaceae
Product: putative F-box protein At3g58820
Exons: 5
Coding region: 1-1047 (348 amino acids)
Molecular function (GO): protein binding
Source: RefSeq, a predicted model, not a curated record